GGUCUGUUGAGGAUUAGACUCUGAUGUAUUAACUGAAGACCUGCAGACUUUUGGCUGUUCACCAGGUUACAUCACAAAGCAGAUGACUCUCUAAAAAAAUCAUUUGCUAGAAAACCUCUUGAUCAUUUUAAUCAUUUUUUAAAACCGCAUUGUUAUUUUGCCAAAGCAGUUUGCCUUGUUACCAUUUGUAAGACUGAUCACGUUCCAACAAUGGGCUAUAAAUUUUAUUUUCAGACUAUUUUGCAUGGAUUUAACACAAUUUUUCCUCUACCAUGGAGAGACAGUACCUCUUUGAACUUUGUGAAUGUAGGAAAUACCCGGGCCUCACGAAAAGAUGAAAAUGUGUGGAAAGGCUUCUAAAGAGCUUAGAGGGAACGUUACCUUUUUGUUGGCCGUCCCAAGAAACAAUUAUACCUCCGAGUCCUCCUCUCAACACUGAACGAUUCCAAGAACUCUCUUAUUGAGGGUUGAAGCGGGAUGGAGGCUCUUGACUUGAUGUUUGUGUCCUCAAUUCUUUCACAUCCCGAUCUGCCACUGUUUGGAAAGAAGAAAGUUAAAGGGGGAGUGCGUUUGUCACAGACCACAAUCUAAGCUUCUUAUUUCCCUCCUUAAAAACCUAGUUUAAACACCUCCACCCCACCUCUCCGUUUCCCGCCUGCCUUUCAGUACAUUGGACUUGCUGCGGAUUAACCUACUAGCUCAGACAGAUUGGAAAGACUUGCUGUUCACCACACUGUAAGUGUAUUUGUAGUACGUCUGUUAGAGAGAUUCUUCAACAAGAGCGUGUGCGUUUUCAAGUGAUUGUAGCAGUUAUUAGGGCCCUGAGGGAUGCUACAAUAAAGCGUCAAAUUAGCAAGAACUGCAGAAGACAGCCUGACGUCUGCAAGGUUCUCUGUUGGAUUGAGCCCUGGUGACUGUGGAGGCCAUUUGAGUACAGCAAACUCAUUGUCAUAUUCAAGAAAUCAGUCUGAGAUGUUUCACACUUUAUGACAUGGCGCGUUAUCUUGCUGGAAGUAGUCAUCAGAAGAUGGGUACCCUGUGGUCAUAAAGCAAUGGAGAUGAUCAGCAACAAUACUCAGAUGUUUGGUAGCAGGGCUCAUAAUUAUAUCACAGAGCCUCGUUCUAUGUGUCUACAUCUGAAGCGCCUUAGGCUGACGACCACGAAGCAAGUUAAAGACUCUCUGCUAGAAAGAAGAACAAGUAGAGGAGGAUAAAGUAAGCAAGAGAGAGAGAGAGAGACAGCGAGAGAGAGAGAGAGCAGGGGUGAAAGGGGCGUGUCUUAAGUGCCGGGACGGUGUUGGUCACCACCCAAACGCAGACCCCCACAGAACUGCUCAACCGCAGCACGCCCACUCUGUUCCACCCCUUAACCCCCUUCUCCAGGCUCUCUAUCCCCUCAUGGGCACGAUAUCAGUCAGUGCAAGAGGACCACCAUCUCAACCCUAACAGCAGUCCUCACCAUGGAUAUGAAAGAGUCGAUGAUGAUGAAUCAAGAGUACGGGGGAGAGCAGCAGAAAGUGCCGGAGUCUCAAGAGAACGGCAGGCUGGUUGUGGAUAGCGUUCCGGAGAAGGAUCAGAAAUCUGGCUCUGGGCCUGGGCAAGUCUCCAAUGGUUAUCGCAGUACAUCUCCUCAAAGCCCCAAAGAAGGUGCGGGCACUGGGACGGACAGGGUCAAUACCCCUGGAACAUUUAGGACUCUGGUGGUCCAACAGACGAGCCUUGAUCCACCUAGGGAGACCUGGAGCAAAAAGAUGGACUUCUUGUUGUCGGUCAUCGGGUAUGCAGUGGACCUGGGCAAUGUGUGGCGCUUUCCCUACAUCUGCUACCAAAAUGGAGGGGGUGCCUUUCUCUUGCCGUAUCUUCUGAUGGCUGUGUUUGGGGGUGUGCCACUGUUCUACAUGGAACUGGCUUUGGGCCAGUUUCACCGCAGUGGGUGCAUCUCCAUCUGGAAACACGUCUGCCCCAUCUUCAAGGGUAUAGGCUUUGCCAUCUGCAUUAUUGCACUCUACAUUGCCUUCUACUAUAAUACCAUAAUGGCCUGGGCCCUCUACUAUCUCCUGUCCUCUUUUCGAGCCACGUUGCCCUGGACCACCUGCAACAACCGAUGGAACACUCCCAACUGCACCCACUACCUGUCCACUGACUUAAAUGUCUCCUGGACCAACAACUCAAUCUCUCCCGCUGAAGAGUUUUAUGUCCGGCAGGUGUUGCAGGUUCAUCUAUCUCCUGGUCUUCAUCAACUGGGCUGGGUGAGCUGGCAGCUAGCCCUUUGUCUUUUGUUCAUCUUUACUGUUGUCUACUUCAGCAUCUGGAAGGGGGUCAAGACCUCUGGCAAGGUAGUUUGGGUAACGGCUACCUUCCCGUACCUGGUGUUGCUGAUCCUGUUGAUAAGAGGGGCCACCCUGCCAGGAGCAUGGAGAGGAGUUGUCUUCUACCUGAAACCUGAUUGGAAAAAACUUCUAACCACUACAGUUUGGCUUGAUGCAGCUGCACAGAUCUUCUUUUCUCUGGGUCCAGGCUUUGGUGUUCUCCUGGCCUUUGCCAGCUACAAUCCCUUUCAUAACAACUGCUACAAGGAUGCUUUGAUCACAAGCUCGGUUAACUGUUUGACCAGUUUCCUGUCAGGCUUUGUGAUUUUCACCGUACUGGGAUACAUGGCAGAGAUGCGCCAACAAGGAGUGGAGACUGUAGCCAAGGAUGCUGGUCCCAGUCUGCUCUUCAUCAUCUAUGCUGAGGCUAUUGCCAAUAUGCCAGCUGCAACAUUCUUCGCCAUCAUAUUCUUUCUCAUGAUAAUUAUGCUGGGGCUGGACAGCACGUUUGCAGGUCUGGAAGGGGUAAUUACAGCCAUGUUGGACGAGUUCCCCCACCUGUUGGCCAGGAGGAGAGAAUGGUUUGUGCUUGGCCUGGUGUGUGUCUGUUAUUUGGGUGCCCUCUCCACUCUAACCUACGGAGGUGCGUUUGUUGUUAAACUAUUUGAGGAGUACGCCACAGGCCCCGCUGUUAUCACCGUUGUCUUCCUUGAGGUUAUUGCUGUUUCCUGGUUCUAUGGGACAACACGUUUCUGCAAUGAUGUACAGCUGAUGCUUGGCUUCGCCCCUGGUCUGUUCUGGAGGGUCUGCUGGAUAGCCAUCUGUCCUUGCUUCCUAUUGUUCAUUAUUGUGAGUUUCCUGGCAUUCCCUCCUGAAGUGAAGCUGUUUGAUUACCUGUACCCUUUCUGGACCACGGUCCUUGGUUACUGUAUUGGAGUCUCUUCCUUCAUCUGUGUGCCUUCCUACAUGGUCUACCAUCUGGUCACCACUAAAGGGACCUUCCAACAGCGUCUGCUAAAGGGUAUUACCCCCGAGGCUCCAGGCUCCAGUGGCCCUCAGAGAGACACAAUUGUCAUUACCAACGCCGUGUGAUGCAUUUGGUCCUCUGCUGGACAUGUAGCACAAACACAGGGGACCCGUGGCCCCUUUAAGAGCCCCGGCCGACCUCCCUUCACACCUCACCCAAAAGGAGUCUGCUACCUGUAUUGUGUGACGGUGAGGCCAGGUCUCCAAAUACAGCCGUUGCUUCAUUUGUAUUUUUUGCCAUCCACUAUUUUUAAAUAGAUGUACACUACCGUUCAAGUUAGGGAUCAGUAAGAUCAAAUCAGUACAUUAGAAUGAUUUCUGAACACUGCUGUAAAUUCAGCCUUUCCAUCACAGGAAUAAGUUACAUUUUAAAUUACAUAAAAAAAAAUUUAUUGCAAUAAUGUUUGACAAUAUUCCUGUGCUGUUGGUUAAAUAAAUGUUGAGGCAUUUUAAAAAUCAUACCGACCCUAGUCUUUUGAACGUUAGUGUAUAGCUGUUCAUUGAAGUUCAGUUUACUUUAUGAAGAUAUACAGUUUUUAAGGGGUUGUUUUUCUACAAUCAUUUGUUUAAAUACUAUCUAAAUAUAUAAAGAUUGUUAUGGUUUUGUGACCACUUACAAGUAUAUUUUGAAACGACAUGCAUUUGCAUAAGGCCAAAAAUUACUAUGUGUUUAUUUAGUUUCUUUAUUGUUGUGACAGCAAUUCAAAGAAGCUGUUUGUGGAUGAGGGACUGAAUCCAUCAAUACUUGUGAACAUACUGUCUUUUUUCCUUUAUUUUAUUUUUUAAGAUGUGGUAAAUAUAAUUUUUUUUUUACAUUUCAGAUGUGGGAAGGGUAAAUGUUGGACUGUUACAGAGAGAAAUAUUUUUUAUGACAGAAGCAAGGACCAAAUCAUUUUAUUCAGUUUGUUUUAUUGCACAGGUGUGUUUGUGUGUGUGUGAGUGAAUGUGUGUGCAUCUUUGAUCACCAUGCCAAUAGAUAUAUAUGUAACAGAUUUGAAGUGUUUAGCCUACUUUUGGAGGAUAUGAUCUGACUGUUGGGCAUAUGUGUAUUUAUUUGUAGGACAUUUGUGGCAUUUAAUUCACAUAAUGCUUUUUUGCAACUGGAACUCUUUGUCUGCCUACCCAGUUACCACUGACAUGUAGCAUUUACAGGGAUGGGACCAAAUGUAAAAGUAUAAGAGUUGUUCUUUGAAUCAACCACUUGCAAACUUCUCAUUAGCCCCUUUUACAGACAAAUCUAAAAAGUAAAUUACUUUUCAGUAAACACAAUUGUGCUUUUCAUAUAGGCAAGUGUUCUUUUUUUAAUGUUAAUAUAACAUUCAGAAGUACAAUACAGAAACUUUGUGAUGUCAGUCUUUGCAAAAUUACCUUCAUACACUGCGCUGUUUUCUUCAUCCAUUUGGAUAAGAAAUAUGGAAUGUGAUCAAGACCAAAAAUCGUCAACUGAAAUUGUCAGUGCUGUUAAACUGCAUAUUUACAGUUGAAAUCAGAAUUAUUUGCUUCCCCUAUGAUUUUUUUUCUUUUUUAAAUAUUUACCCAAUUAUGUUUAACAGAGCAAGAAGAUUUUCACAGUAUGUCUGAUAAUAUUUUUCCUA
Danio rerio (zebrafish) is the source of this 4930-nucleotide messenger RNA. Lineage: Eukaryota; Metazoa; Chordata; Actinopteri; Cypriniformes; Danionidae. The record is from RefSeq and is a predicted model, not a curated record.